AUGUCCUCCCAGCUGCCCAGUGGCGACUGGCCCCAGCAGACCAUCAGCGGCGUGUUCAACCGCAACUGCAUGAUCACCUACGCCAACUACAGGAACAUCUUCCCCAUCUGGGCGCUGGGCCUGUACCGCCGCCUCGUACUGGGAGGGGCCAAGAGGCUGCCCCCGGGCGCGCGCCCCCCGCCCGGCGCCGCGGCGGGCUGGGUCUGCGCGGUCAGCGACUACUACACCGCUUGA
Monoraphidium neglectum is the source of this 234-nucleotide messenger RNA. RefSeq names its product lanosterol synthase (2,3-oxidosqualene-lanosterol cyclase). Gene Ontology annotation, biological process: triterpenoid biosynthetic process. The transcript has 2 exons. Lineage: Eukaryota; Viridiplantae; Chlorophyta; Chlorophyceae; Sphaeropleales; Selenastraceae. Gene Ontology annotation, cellular component: lipid droplet. Bases 1 to 234 code for a protein of 77 amino acids. Gene Ontology annotation, molecular function: intramolecular transferase activity. The record is from RefSeq and is a predicted model, not a curated record.